AUGAAUGAAGAAGAUUGGGACACAUUAAAAAAAUAUUCUGAUAUAGAAGAGCAGAUUUGGAACAAUGAAGAUGAUCUUGAACAGAAAAUACAAGAUUUCAUAGAUGAAAAUGAAGAUUCUUAUGAAAGAAUUCAAUAUAUAUUGAUACAAUCAUCAUUUUAUCGACCAAAACAAUUCCUUUCCCACAUGAAAAUCAUAUCAAACUUGAUGGAUAUAUACGGACUUACUACAAACGAAUUAAACACUUAUUUACCUAGUUCAAUUUCAAACGAUGCAGAUAUCUACGGAGAAAAUACAAUCGCGAACAUCAUUUUAACAGAUAACGCCGAUAAAUUACUUGAAAAAUUAGCAGAUAUAAAUUUUAAUAUCAAUGGAGUUGUCAAUUUCAGUUUACACGGUCAACCAACAAUGACUUAUAUAGAUGCAGCUGCAUUCUUCGGAUGUCUCAAUGUAUUUAAGGUUUUACUUUGCAAUAAUGCUUUAAUUACUACUCACACCUUCGAGAAUUCUAUUUGCGGAGGUAAUUACGAAAUCAUACAUCUCUCAAAGCUAUUUAGUUCAAGUUUAGCUAAGAAUCUUUCAAUUGCAGUCAGAUCUCAUCAAAAUGAAGUUAUUGAUUGGCUUUUACAAGAUAAUGAUGAUGUUCCUUUGAGCGCUUUAGAUAUUAUUGCAGGAUGCAACACAAUUUUACUGUUUGAUAAGAAAAUUGAUUACAUUCAAAAAGGAAUUUUACAAUCAUGUGUCAGAGCUGGUUAUCCAUACUUGAAAUUAGCAGUAUUGAAUGGAGCAGUUGAUAAUAAAUACUUGGCAUUGGAAUUAUCUGUUUCUUCCGACAAAUUAAAUUAUUUUAAUUUAUUAAUUGAAAAUUUGGACUUCAAACCAAUCCAAAUACUCCAAGUAUGUCUUAUGAGAUAUGAAUUAUUUGUAAAAACGUUCGAAAACUUCAAACCGAAGUUAAAUUUAGAAAAUGAUAUUAAAUUUUUAAUGCAAGAGUCAGUUUCACGGUUUCCACAGGUUGCCAAGUAUCUCAUUGAUAAUAUAGAUGAUAUUAGGUUCCGCUACAACAAGAACGAGACUCUUCUCCACAUUGUAGCUAAACAAUGUGUAAAUCCUUUGAUUAUUGAAAUUUUAGUUAAAAAAGGUUUCUUUGUUUCUGAGAAAAAUGAUGAUGGAGACACUCCUCUUAUUAUUGCAGUAAGAAAUAGAACUCUUAAUGCUAUUCCAACACUUAUUAACUAUGGUGCUGAUCCAUGGAUUGAAAACAACAAAGGAGAAUCAGCUUUCAAACUCGCAAACGAUGAUUCGACGAUUUUAGCAAUGCUUCAAACAAAUUAG
Trichomonas vaginalis G3 is the source of this 1335-nucleotide messenger RNA. Its product is annotated as Ankyrin repeat family. The coding region runs from base 1 to 1335 and encodes 444 amino acids. The transcript has a single exon. The record is from RefSeq and is a predicted model, not a curated record. Gene Ontology annotation, molecular function: protein binding. Lineage: Eukaryota; Parabasalia; Trichomonadida; Trichomonadidae.